This is a messenger RNA of Cooperia oncophora, 1182 nucleotides long. The record is from the annotation of a GenBank genome assembly. NCBI's taxonomy places the organism in Eukaryota, Metazoa, Nematoda, Chromadorea, Rhabditida, Trichostrongylidae.
GGAGUUCUCCCACGAUUGACCUCCCUGCGUCAAGUGAAUUUUUCUGAAUGUGGUCUCAGUGAAAAGUGUUCACAGUUGUUCUGCAGUGGAAUUUAUUCUGCAUUGACGGCAAAAUCCAACAGUGGAGCAAUACCGAGUUUAACAGAGUUAAACUUCUCCACAAAUGUUUUGAAGGAUGAUGUGUCUUCACUGGUCAAUGUGGUUUCCUUGUGCACCACUCUGCGGGUCUUGGACUUAACUGAUACCGGCUUCCCGCCUGAUAAAAAUAUAUCUGCACUGAAAUAUGGAGGCCUUCAGAUAGAAAAACUUUAUCUCGGUGGAUGCUAUGCUGGGAAGAAAGCCGCUGAGUGUGCACAGCAAGUGAAGGAAUUUUUCUCGAUGGCUGUGAAUUUGUCUGUCAUCAACUUUGUUAAUACGAUAUUACCAGCAGAACUGAUGAAAGCAAUGCUUCUUGGAUUGGCUAGUAACCAACAGUUGAAGCCGUUUCAUCUGGACAUUAGUGGCACCUGUGAAAAGAAUUGUAGCGCAGUGUUGGAAGCGUGUUUAGGAGGUGUUCAGUGCAACAGCAUUUCUUUGAGGGAUAACAACUUGGAGACAGAAAUGCAGGUAAUACAGCCCACUUUCUUGCCUGUUAUCCAUGCACUUGGCAACAUCAAAACUUUACGUCGUGUGGACUUGGGUGGUGCGAAUUUGCUUGCACUGCGCCGUUCAUCAAAGCAAGCCCAUGCUGCGGUUAUCAAUAAGACUAUUCUUGAUCUAGUGAAGUUGUUCUCGGACGAGUCUUGUCUGGAGGAGUUGAUCUUGUCAGAUGCACGGCUCGGACCUCAUCUGAGUGUCCUUCUGAAUACACUCGGAGCAACAACUUCUCUUCGAUUACUUGACAUAUCCAAUAACGACUUGGGACAUUUUGGAGCGAGAAUACUAUCUAAGGCUCUUCAACUGAAUGUCUCUUUACGAACGGUUGUAAUCGACAAUAAUCACUUGGGCGUUGAGGGACUGAGCGACAUAGCAACAGCGCUGAGCAUGAACAAGACCCUCACUCAAAUACCGUAUCCCGUUCAAGAUGGAGUAGACCCUGGAAGUUUGGAGAAAUGGGAUGGUUUUGGAGAUAUCCUAAACAGUACGAUAGAGGAAGCGUUUCCACAUCGUUUGGAAGAUAUGGUAGAGGAUUUCGUUGAACAG